Durusdinium trenchii is the source of this 2457-nucleotide messenger RNA. NCBI's taxonomy places the organism in Eukaryota, Dinophyceae, Suessiales, Symbiodiniaceae. The record is from the annotation of a GenBank genome assembly.
AUGCAGCAGGCAGACGCGCCUUCCGCUUCGGCGCCUUCGGAUUCGGAGCUGAGCGGCUCUGAGCUGGGCCUCCGGGUCUCAGAAACGACUGCGAGGACUCCACAGAGUGGAGAGGUACACUUAGUAUCUCCUGAUGUCACUCCGAAGUCUGGAGAGUCCGAUUUUCGCAGGUCUAACACCAUGGAUUCCUUUGCUGGAUCGCCGGAAUCAAUGGUGACAGAUGUCAAUGAGUUCUGCAUUGUGUCAGGGGAUCGUCGAACCUUUUCAGAAGGACAUGAAACUGGGAAUUCAAGCGAGGAGGUCGAGAUCGCUUCACCUCAUGAGCCUGAGUUGGAGGAGGAAAUGCCUCUACACUUCAUCAGCCGCAUCGAUGGCAAGGAACGUUGGGGCCAACUCAUUCGCAAUGUCGAGCUCCUGGGACGGCGUUACUUGGUGGUUCGAACUGAGCCCUCUGAAGAAGACGUGCGUCAAGGAAUGAGAUCUGUCAUCCAUGUUUUUGGAUUGGGCUUUUUGAACCCUUGCCACGAUGACAUCAUCAUGCUGCCCAGGAAUACAGACGCCAAGCAAGGCGAGGGUGAUGUUGGGGAGGCGGAGCCAAGAUCCACAUCGGGCAAAGCCACUGUGGAGGAACCCGGGCUCUUUGUCCUCGAUUCGGCCCGCUUUUGUCAAAAAGAAUUGUUGGGCAGCGGGGGCUUUGCGGAUGUGUACCGCUACGAGCGGAUUGAUGCAGGGAAGCGGGGUGUUGAGUCAUACGCCGUGAAAGAAGUGGAUCUUCAAAUUCUCUCCUCCAGAGUGGGGUCUGAUCAAGAGAGAUUGGUCCGUUGGGUUGCACGACUGGAAUUUGAGGUGCGGAACUUGCUGAAGCUGCGGGGACAUCCAGGCGUUGUGAAGGUCUACGAUGCUUUUGCCUUCCGGCGCAAGUUUUACAUCAUCAUGGAGUACGUCCGUGGCACGGAUCUGGGACGACGCCUCAUGGGACGGGGCCGCCUGUCGGAAAUCGACGCCCGAGGUCUGUUUGCGCAAAUGGCCGAAGCUCUUCGUCACAGCCAUGCAAUGGAUGUAGUGCAUCGGGACUUCAAACCCCACAACAUUUUACUUGCUGACCCAUUGCGACCUGGACAGCCAGAUGUCGUCAAACUCGUGGACUUUGGCCUCAGCAAGGACAUCAGCGGCUGCUCUUCGGGGACUUCAACGCCAUUCUUGGGAACAAAGUACUACAGAGCACCUGAGACGCGGCAUGUUCUACCCGGACAAGAAAACUAUGAUGCUGUCAAGGUUGAUGUGUUUGCGCUUGGUGUGACUUUGUAUGCUAUGCUGGCAGGAGCCCACCCACAGGAAGGUGAGGAGGUGAAUGAGCUCACUUUCCGAUCAGCAGCGUGGCAAAGGGUUAGUUCAGAGGCACGUGACUUGUUGCUGGGCCUUUUGAGGCAUGAACCAGAACACAGACUGACCUUAGACGAUGUGAUCGAGCAUCCAUGGCUCAGCCAGAUUUGGGCAGCAUCCUCCGAGCCAGAUUUGGCCGAGCCAGAGGCCACCACAGUAGAGGACGAGGAUACUCAAGAGAAUGAAGUUGGCAGACUGCCCCUGGGCCCUAGCUUCAUGGCUGCCUUUCCAGAAGCUCCCGCUUCCUCUUGCGCUGCCAAGAUUCCUGCUGAAGGUGGGAGCAGCCACGGAAACCCUGUCCAGUCUGCAAGUGCUCCUGGGUGGGGAAAUGUUUUGUCCUGGCUGCAUGCAGAUGCGGCCUCAGCUGAAGCGCAGCAGAUUCUGUCCCACGUUGGGGGCAAGGCAACUACCCCAGUUGCAUUUGGGCGGGCGCCUCUGGCACCUCUUGCUCCUGGAGGAAAGCGCCAGGACAGAGCAAAGCAAGGCGAAGCCGCCGAGGCUCCUCGAGAUUCGCUGGUGCCACCCAGUGUGGAGCACAGGUCGGGAGAUCCUGACCUUUCUCAUGGCACAGAGGGUCCUGGUAUUGAGGAGUCUGCGGCAUCUGUGCCAGCCCGAAUCAAGUGGAUUUCCUGCAAGCCGCGCUUCGCUUCAGUGUGGCGCUUUGCACCUGCUGCUGAGUCGCCAGCACCUUCGCCUGCACCUUCACCAGCGCCUUCAACAGCACCUUCACUGGCGCCUUCACCUGUACCAUCUCCUUCGCCAUCUCCACCUCUGCACGAGUCAGAGUCCCGCGAUGGAAUCGAUGGCAUCACUGAAUCACCUCCUGAACGCGAUUCGGUGAUCGGAUUUGUGCAGGCACCGAAGGAGCUCGCAGACGGCUCCAUGGUGACCAUCACCCGCGGCACGAAUCACAGAAGCCGCGGCCGGCCUUGGGGCUUUGUCUCGGAGACUUGUCGGAGAUUUGGUUUCGUCAGCCGAGAAGAAGCCAUGAGAGCUGCAGAAGAGACUCUACUUAGGCCUGCCAGGAAAAGAAGGGGCUCGUCAGAGCUCCAUGCACGAGGUGCUAAGGUAUGA